AUGGUCGCGAUAGGAAAACAGCGCGAGGAGAAUGUUGCCGAGCCCGUGCUGGCAAACCUGCUGGCCGAUGACAGAACGCCGUGGUACAAAAAGCCGAACCUGAGACGACUCUACUUCAUCUUGUUUCCGGCGUGUAUGGGCAUCGAAAUUACCUCGGGAUUCGACUCGCAGAUCAUUAACACCGUCCAGAUUGUGUAUACCUGGAACAAGUAUUUUGGUCAUCCAACGGGGAAGAUCGUGGAUGGGAACCCACAGUAUGCGAUCGAAGCCAACCUCAAGGGCUUUCUGGGCUCUGCAUACUCCCUCGGAGCUAUUCUCUCCCUUCCUUUUGUCCCGUACCUUAACCAGCGAAUCGGACGACGAUGGACGAUCAUGUUUGGCUCAUGCGUGAGCUUGAUCGGAGCCCUCAUUCAAGGUUUCUCAAACGGAGUGGCCAUGUACGUUAUUGCGCGUAUCAUUCUUGGAUUCGGAAUCCCAUUCUGCAUCGUCGCAGGAUCAUCUUUGCUUGGAGAACUCGGUUACCCGAAGGAACGACCAAUUCUCACCUCGCUUUUCAACUCCUCCUACUUCAUCGGCCAGAUCAUUGCAGCAUCUGUGGGCCUGGGGACGGUAACCAUAACGUCCAACUGGGCAUGGCGAAUCCCCUCGCUGCUUCAGAUUGCGCCCGCCAUGAUCCAAAUCGCGACGGUGAUGUUCCUCCCGGAAAGUCCCAGAUACCUUGUCAGCAAAGACCGCUACGAUGAGGCCUUCGAUAUCCUCACCAAGUACCACGCAGAGGGUGACCGCAACUCGGUUGUCGUCAAGGCCGAACUGGCGCAGAUCGAACGCACCAUCAAGAUGGAGCUCGAGGAAUCAAAGCAGUCCUGGUGGGACAUGUUUCGCACGGCUGGUAUGCGUCGUCGACUGUUCAUAUCCGCUUUCCUCGGCCUAUUCACGCAAUGGUCCGGCAACACGCUCAUUUCCUACUAUCUGAGCGACCUCCUCAACUUGGUCGGAAUCACCGACAGUGUGACCAAGUCAAAAAUUAACAUCGGCAUCGCCUGCUGGGGUCUCGUAAGCGGUACUGCGCUGGCACUGACAGCGCCACGCUUCAAACGUCGCCCGAUGUACCUCACUUGCGCAUGCUGCCUGCUGUGUGUGUACAUUGCAUGGACCAUCUCCAUGGAGCGGUUCAUAAGCACAAAGGCUCAAUCCGCAGCCAUCUUAACCAUCUUUUUUAUCUUCGCCUACUCACCAGCCUACAACCUCGGCUAUAACGCCCUAACCUAUACGUAUUUAAUCGAACUGUUCCCGUACAUGGGCCGCUCACGCGGUCUCUCCUGGUUCCAGUUCUACGGCCGCGGCGCAGGCUUCUUCGCCACUUACGUGAACCCGAUCGGUCUGGAGCGUAUUGCCUGGAAGUGGCUUCUGGUGUACUGCUGCUGGCUGGCUUUUGAGCUGGUGUUUAUCUACUUCUUCUUCCCUGAGACCUCGGGCCGCACUCUUGAAGAGCUGUCGUUCAUGUUCGAGGAUAAGGCCAAAGCCAAUGAGGUCGCCGCAGCUGUUCACAAACAGCUUGUGUCAUAA
Messenger RNA from Purpureocillium lilacinum, 1566 nucleotides. RefSeq lists its product as uncharacterized. NCBI's taxonomy places the organism in Eukaryota, Fungi, Ascomycota, Sordariomycetes, Hypocreales, Ophiocordycipitaceae. Gene Ontology annotation, molecular function: carbohydrate:proton symporter activity. Gene Ontology annotation, cellular component: membrane. The record is from RefSeq and is a predicted model, not a curated record. Gene Ontology annotation, biological process: transmembrane transport; carbohydrate transport.